AUGCUGGAAUGUCAGGACAGUGGGGCCAAAGGGGCCCCCAUCCACACUAAAAUCUCCUUCUCUAUCUUGGACAUCCUGGAUCCUCAGAAAUUUACCAGGAAAAACAAUCUGGCAGCAGGGAGAAGGGAGUGCAUCCCCCACGCAGGACAGCAGGAGAAAAGUUUGGGAAGAGUUGCAGCGGAAAGAAAUUCAAGCCACCAGAGGAAUAAGCUACAAGCAUAUCAUGAUGCCGACAGCCAAGCAGAGCGGCCGGCAGCCGCCUCGGAGGAGUUGGAGCAAAAGGAGGAGCCGCCGGGCCGAGCCGGGAGCCGCUUAGCCACCGCGGCUGCCUCAGCUGCGCUUCCCUCGCCCGACUUCCCGGCCUCCUCGCCGUCGGAUCUGGACGAGCCCGGCUCUCCGCCGGCAUCCAAGCGGCGACGGGCCGAGUCGAGCUGCGCCAAGCCUCGGCGGGCCAGGACGGCCUUUACCUACGAGCAGCUGGUGGCCCUGGAGAACAAGUUCCGCGCCACGCGGUACUUGUCGGUGUGCGAGCGCCUCAACCUGGCCCUCUCGCUCAGCCUGACCGAGACGCAGGUCAAAAUCUGGUUCCAGAACCGAAGGACCAAGUGGAAGAAACAAAACCCCGGGGUCGAAAGCACGGCGCAGCCGGGGGGCAACGCUCUGCCCCCUGGAGGUGGCGGCGCAGGAGGCAGGCCCAGCCCGCCGGGCCCCAGCGCCUUGGCCUAUCAGACUUUCCCUUCCUACGCCUCUGCCAACGUCUUGUUCCCGGCCGGGGCUCCUCUCCCGCUCCCCGCAGCAGUUGGAGGGGGCCCCUUCCCUCCUUUCCUCAGCCCGACUUACUUGGCUCCAUUUUAUACCCCUCACCUAUAGAGGGUUACCAGCCUUGCAGAGCCUGCAGCUAUUCCCUCUGCAGGGGUGGAGACCAACAAACUCUGUUGUGUUUAAGCAAAGAAAGGAAGAAAAGAGUCGUGCAUUUUACCGUCUCUGCUCAUGCACUGUUUUACUAGGUCUUGCUUAGGAGCAUGCUAACUGUUCUGCCACCGAGGGAUCACCACUACCCAGGUUCUUUUUCAAAAAACAAACGCAUCCGUCGGUGUAUGGAAAAUGUGGGCCAAAAGGAUCAACCUCCAAUUUCUUUUAUUUUUCCCGCCAUGAGAAGAUGCAAAAAGCAACAGCUCCCUGAAGUUUGGGAAACCUGUUGGCAGCAGAGUGACUUUCAAUACCAAGAAGGUGUAUUUUUUAAAAAAACAGAUAUACACUAUUUGAUAUUUAUAUAGCCGAUGGCUGGCAUACAGAGAAUGGAAGAAGACACAAAUCUUGUGGAUUUAUCAAUGAGCCAAAGGGCAGCUGAAGCUGGUACUACUCUUCCCCCUCAUCCGUUCCCACCCCUCCUAGAUUCGCUGUUGUCCUCACAAGCAGGCCCACUGGCUGUUGUGUGGGGACCUCUGCUG
Messenger RNA from Gekko japonicus, 1451 nucleotides. It is a transcript of the gene NKX1-2, whose product is annotated as NK1 homeobox 2. Gene Ontology annotation, cellular component: nucleus. Gene Ontology annotation, molecular function: RNA polymerase II cis-regulatory region sequence-specific DNA binding; DNA-binding transcription factor activity, RNA polymerase II-specific. The record is from RefSeq and is a predicted model, not a curated record. The transcript is spliced from 2 exons. Gene Ontology annotation, biological process: cell differentiation; regulation of transcription by RNA polymerase II. Lineage: Eukaryota; Metazoa; Chordata; Lepidosauria; Squamata; Gekkonidae. Bases 1 to 870 code for a protein of 289 amino acids.